Eutrema salsugineum is the source of this 774-nucleotide messenger RNA. RefSeq names its product cysteine-rich repeat secretory protein 42. The transcript has 2 exons. NCBI's taxonomy places the organism in Eukaryota, Viridiplantae, Streptophyta, Magnoliopsida, Brassicales, Brassicaceae. The record is from RefSeq and is a predicted model, not a curated record.
AUGUCUUCAAUUGUUGGAUUGAUUCCUGUCUUGGCUAUAGUGACCAUACAACUCCUCCUUUUAGGCAGCGUUUCGUCCCUGAACGUGACCAAUGAGUAUCUACACCACCAAUGCAUCAAUAGUCAAGGGAAAUACAAGAAGGGAAGUCCAUUCGAAAAUAACCUCAACAGUCUCCUCCGUUCCCUCCCUACUACUGGCAAUCUUCGCACCGGUUUCCAUGAUACCUCCAAUGGUGAAGGUCCCAAUGAAGUCUACGUCCGACUCCAAUGCCGAGCCGACUCCUACUAGUCCAAGUGCCAUCCUUGCCUUGCCACCGCCAUCUCUGGGCUUCGUAGGAGAUGUCCGGGAAACAAGGGGGCAAUAAUAUGGUAUGACCAAUGUCUUUUGAGGAUAUCUACGAUCCAUGGCUACGGAAAGGUCGAUUACGAUCACAAAUUCUAUUUGUCUAACCCGAACAAGGUGAGCGGAAAUCCACUGUCGUUCAACAAAGAGACGUCUGCUUUCCUGGAGAAGUUGACAUAUAAAGCUAGUGAUACAAAAAACGUAGAUAACCUCUCGAUGGUCCUGUACGCGGCUGGGGAAAAGAAGCUUGGGACGAAGAAUCUGUACGCAAUGGUGCAGUGUACAAAAGACUUAGCGUUUAACAGUUGCCUUGCGUGUUUGAAAUGGAUUUUAAGGGAGUUUCCAAAAUGCUGUGACGGUAAAUCGGGAGGGAGAGUUUUGAGUACGAGCUGUAACUUUAGGUAUGAGCUUUACCCUUUUCUUAGAACGUGA